GGCGCUGCGCGAGCUGAGGAGCUGCUCUUUGUGCGCGCGUUCUCUCAGCUCAGGAACGUCGGGUCUGACAAAUGGAUCGGGGCUCAAAGCGCAGGCAGGUGAAGCCCCUGGCUGCCUCCUUGCUGGAUGCCCUGGACUAUGACAGCUCAGACGACAGCGACUUCGAAGUGGGAGAUGCUUCAGGCUCAGAGGGCAGCGGCAAUGGAAGUGACGAUGACGGGUCCAAGGAGAGCGUGGCUGGUUCAGAUAGCGAGUCGGAUGCCAUUGGCUCAGCUGACGAGCAGGCCGCUGAAGAGGAUGAGCCCAAAGAUCUGACUUGUGGUGAGACCACUGCAGAAGAACAGCAGAAGGGUAAGGAGCUGCCUUCUGAUGGGGGCAGCAAAGAACAGGAGGAGGAGGAAGAGGGUUGUUCCAAGGGGAAGAAGAAGACUGACAAGACCUCAGACACAGAGGCCAGUGGGAGUGGCAGUGGGGGUGGGGCCGGGUGCGAAAGCAGUGGCGGGGCAGUGGAGGAGCAUGCUACCGAACCCAAAAAGUGGAACCUGCGCCGCAACCGGCCCCUGCUGGACCUCAGCGCAAUGGAGGAGCUGAACGAAAUGGACGACUACGACAGCGAGGACGACAACGACUGGCGUCCCAAGGCUGGCAAGAAGCGGAACAAGUCCGCUGCCCCCAAGGGUGGCAGUGAGGAGGAGGAGGAGGAAGAAGAGGAAGAGGAGGAAGAAGAGGAAGAGGAGGGAAGCGGGAGUGAAGAGGAGGAGGAUGAUGACGAUGAUGACUGUGAGGGGGAGAAUGCAGGUGAAGAGAAUGGUGGGAGUGAGAAGGAGGAGAAGAAGUCAAAGCGCAAAACGACCAAGAACACCAGCGCAUAUGACGAGGAGCUAACUAACGACAGCCUGAGUCUGUCCCAGAGCAAGAACAAUGAGGAUUCCAUGCUGCUGGACCGAGCACAGACCUGGAGCUCCCAGAGGAUGGACCACAUCCUGAUCUGUUGCGUCUGCUUGGGGGACAACAGUGAGGAUGCGGACGAGAUCAUCCAGUGUGACAACUGCGGUGUGACCGUGCACGAAGGUUGUUAUGGCGUCGACGGGGAGAGCGACUCCAUCAUGAGCUCUGCGUCUGAGAACUCCACAGAGCCGUGGUUUUGUGACGCCUGCAAAAACGGUGUGACACCUAGCUGCGAACUCUGCCCUAACCAGCAUGGCAUCUUCAAGGAGACUGAUGCAGGAAGGUGGGUUCAUGUGGUCUGUGCUCUGUACGUUCCUGGGGUGGCAUUUGGAGACAUCGAUAAACUGCGUCCAGUGACCCUCACUGAGAUGAACUACUCAAAAUAUGGAGCCAAGGAAUGCAGCUUAUGCGAGGAUACACGCUUUGCCCGGACAGGCGUGUGCAUCAGCUGCGACGCAGGCAUGUGCCGCUCCUACUUCCAUGUGACAUGCGCACAGCGAGAGGGCCUGCUGUCGGAGGCGGCUGCAGAGGAGGACAUAGCGGAUCCUUUUUUCGCCUACUGCAAGCAGCACGCGGAUCGUUUCGACAGGAAAUGGAAGAGGAAGAACUACUUGGCACUGCAGUCGUACUGCAAGAUGUCGCUGCAGGAGAGGGAGAAGCAGUUAACACUGGAGGCACAGGCUCGUAUCACAACCCGACUACAGCAGUACCGAGCGAAGGCAGAGCUGUCUCGGAACACGCGGCCGCAGGCAUGGGUUCCGCGUGAGAAGCUGCCGCGCCCGCUCACCUCUAGUGCAUCGGCCAUCCGCAAGCUGAUGCGCAAGGCAGAGCUCAUGGGCAUCAGUACGGAUAUCUUCCCCGUAGACACAUCAGACACGAGCGCCAGCGUGGACGGCCGCCGCAAACACAAGCAGCCUGCCCUCACAGCCGAUUUCGUCAACUACUACCUGGAGAGGAACAUGCGCAUGAUCCAGAUACAAAACAACAUCCUGGAACAGAAGAGCUUGAAAGACAAGCUGGAGAGUGAGCAGGAAAAGCUGCAUGUCGAGUAUAACAAGCUCUGCGAGUCGCUAGAGGAGCUGCAGAAUAUCAAUGGGGCACUGAGGAGCGAGGGCCAGGCCGUGUGGACCCUCUUGGGCAGCAUCCUGGGCCAGAAGCUAAGUCUGCCAGCUGUCCUGAAAGCCCCCAAGGAGAGGAAGCCCAGCAAGAAAGAGGGAGGUCCUCCUGGGAAGGCAUCCAGUCUCCCUGCCAUCCUGUACAGCUGUGGGAUCUGCAAGAAGAACCAGGACCAACACCUCCUCUUGCUCUGCGAUACCUGCAAGCUUUACUAUCACCUUGGCUGCCUGGACCCUCCACUCUCCCGUAUGCCUAAGAAGACCAAGAACAGCUACUGGCAGUGCUCUGAAUGCGACCAGGCCAGCAGCGAUGAGGCUGACAUCGCCAUGGAAACGUUACCGGAUGGCACCAAGAGAUCCAGGCGGCAGAUCAAGGGACCAAUCAAAUUUAUCCCGCAGGACAUGUCGCCCGAGCCCAAAAAAAUCCAAGUGAGAAACACGCGUACUCGAGGCCAGAAGCGGAAGCGUGUUUCCCUGUGCGAGGAAGAAAAGAUGGAGGACCCAGCCCCGCGAGAGCGCCGCCAACGCCAAACAACCACACAGAAAAAACCAAAAGCGGACGACACCAGGACCGAGUGCGUGACCUGCAAGGGCCCAGGCGGCAAUGACAACUUAGUGAGGUUGUGAGAGCUGGGGCACCCACCUCCCCUAAAAACCCGACCUUCCCUGGACCGAUGACCUUUGGCUUAGAGAGGCAAAUUUCAGUCGUUUGAAGAAUAUCGGUAGGUCGGGCAGGAAAUCCACAUCACCAGCUCUGACCAUCCAGUGAUGCAGUCCAGGCCGUGCCCUGGAACCUAUCAAAAUCGAGGCGUAAGGAGGAAUAAACUGACAAAAUGGACCUUUGAAUUUAAAAAAAAAAAAAAGUGUAAAUAAAGGUCUCUAAACGAAACGGUUGGAGAUAACAUAACCUUGGGAACUUUGGGCUCUUGAUAGCUUCGUAUCUACAGUUUUUUUUCCCUCCCUCAAAAGAGGAAGGGAGUCUUCGCAUCAAGAAUCGCAAGAACUCUUUUUGUCACUGUGGACUGGUUUGAUAUCCAUCAAAUGUUUGGAGGCAAAGACACAGACAAAGAGCUGGUUGGACAGGAGCCUUGCUCGCUUUCCACUGCAGACUAACCCGUGCGUCUUCGCUCUCGGAUACCUUUCCCCAAAUUUUUCCAGUGUGGCAAAGUCAUCUGAGUUCCACGACUCUGCCGGUGCCCGUCUCUCCAUCUCUCUGCCAACAGUUGGAAUGGAGCACUGUUUCUGCAACAGAUGGCCUGAUUGGACUGAAGAAGAGCAUCUCUUUGUCAGCAUCACAGUCGGCCAGGACAGGCCACCUUUUGCAGGUCCGUCUCUCGCUCGCUGCUUUCUGGACCUCGGAUGACCCGCUUUUCAAAGAAUCCAAUCGAUGCUAUUGACUGAAGUAAUGUGUUCCAAACAGUCAGUUUUUAUUGCGGUAAAGAAUUUAAUUUGGGACACUUGAACUUCAGCUCCUGUCCUCCAUUUCUUUGUGAACUACGUGGUGUGUGCUUGUCCUUUUGAAGUUCUAGUGGAGUGUUAACAAUUGCUCCUCCCUCUGUUCUUCUCAUUUCUAGGAAGAUGAUAGGCAACUAUUACAGACCUAAUUUUGAAGGAAUGUUUAUGCAUAGCUGUGUUGAGGCAUUUAGCAGACAUCCUCUCAUGCUGUUUCUGACUCCAGAAACCAUACGGUAAUUUUUGAAUUCUGGCAAAUUCUUGAAGGACUUAACCCCCCAACACCACUGCCCCCCCCCCCUUCCCUCUUCUCCAUUUCUUGUUCUUUCUCCCUCCCUGGUUCCCCUCAGUUUGCGCUGUCAACUGAAUUUCUGUCUUGAAGGCUGUCAGGACACAUGACAGGCAUCAUCUGUUGUCCUUGGGGCGCCUUGGACCCCUUCAAUUUUAUUCUAUAAGGGUUAGGACCACAGAAAAUUGCUUACAUAAAGUUUUAAAAAUCCAUCAGGCCAAAGGUCUGGCCGUUUUCUUCUCUCCCCCACCCCCACAGUAUUUUUGUUGAUCCUUUGUAGGAUUCACCCUCAUGCCCAAUCUCCCCUGAAAUACACAGCUGUGUGGAUUAAUGUGUACUGAUACUGUUUACAGUGUAUGUGAUCAUAUUUAGUCGUAUAUCAAUUCUGAAUAACCAAGUAAAUGUCAUGUUCAUACUUUUAGGAAACAUCUUUAGGAUAAUACUGUGUGUGUUUCUGUGCCAUUUUAUUACUGACAUUUUUAUUGUGAAGAAGGCAAAAGAAUCAAGUCAGUCUUUUCUUUAGACUAUGCACCGUUCAAAAUGCAGUUACUUAUUCUGUAUGUAUUUAUGUAUUUAUUAAUUUAUUGAUCAGUGCCGCUUUUUUUAUUCCUGUUGUUAAAUACGUAAAUGUUGUAUAUAAGGUAUCAUGGGAUUUUUUUUCCUGCUCAUGCGAGUAUGUGAAGUUGCAAGUAUAGGCAGGAACACUGUGUACCGCGCGUGGUUUAAUAAACUCUUGACUU
Messenger RNA from Scleropages formosus (Asian bonytongue), 4544 nucleotides. RefSeq names its product PHD finger protein 14 (gene phf14). Gene Ontology annotation, biological process: regulation of transcription by RNA polymerase II. The coding region runs from base 72 to 2690 and encodes 872 amino acids. The transcript is spliced from 17 exons. The record is from RefSeq and is a predicted model, not a curated record. NCBI's taxonomy places the organism in Eukaryota, Metazoa, Chordata, Actinopteri, Osteoglossiformes, Osteoglossidae.